CGCGCCGAUUGAAGAAUAUCAACAUACUCCCAUGCUGCUGCCCGAGAUCGAGGCCCUCGCGGCUCUGGCUCGCUCCUCCUCAUCCUCCGCCGCCACUUGUUCUCAACAACCGACGCGCCUAUCUUCCGAGGAUCAAGCAGUGGCUGCCUCUCAUGAAAAUAACUAUGCAAUGGCUACAAUCUCGCAUAGAGAUGCAACCACAAAACUAGGCAGUAAUCGGUUGAAUUCUGCUACCACGAUAAGGAGAAAUUUGACAGAGGCUGAAAAGGAAGUACAAAGGCUUCGUCGAAUAUUAGCUAAUAGAGAAUCUGCCCGGCAGACAGUUCCUCGCAGACGGGCUAUGCACACGGAGUUGACAAGGCAAGUAGUUGAUCUGUCAGCGGAAAAUGAGAAUUUGAAGAAGAUGAUACAAGAACUGGGCUUCUAACUUUAUGCUCGGAGCCAGUCCACGAGUGAUCCAGAGAGGUACCACGCCUCCACCGCUGGCGGCUUCCCUUCUAGUGUUGCUUUAAACGACCUCUUUUGGUUGGGUUGAGUAAUGUCAAUACGUUGGGGUGACUUUGAUAGAAGACCGUCCUGGGAGGUAACCUUGGCUUUGUAUAUGGAAGGAUAGUUGAGGCCAUCAGCUCCUUUUGCUUGUGGAACGCUGGAGCAACUGUGUUUACCGCUGGCACCAUCUCGUGCAUCUUCAUCAGAGCCUGGCAAUCGUCAGUAGUCGGCCUUCGCAAAUAUGUGUCGCUAUAAGUCUCCACAAAUCCCCUACAAAAUUUCUUCAAGCACUCGUGCCCAGUUGUCUCCCCGACGUGAAGGUAAUCGUCGAAGAUGUCCGCCGUGGUGCCGUAGGCCAACUGCCGAAGCGCAGCCGUGCACUUCUUCAACGGCGUAAGUCCGGGUCUGCCGAUGCCAUCUUCCCGAUACUUGAGUAAGUAUCAUGUGCCUCCAACGUGUGGACAAUGCUGAGAAAAAGAUUUUGCGUCAUCCUAAACCGGCGGUGAAAAACCGUCGGGCCCCACCGUGGUUCCUCCGCAAAAUAGUCUGCGAACAGACGUUGGUGAGCUAUGUCGUACUCGCGGCGGGCAAAGUCCGACGGCGAAUCGUCCUCUGGAUCUGCUCCGCCAGGACCUGCUCCGCCCUUUCACGCUCGCGCUCCAUUUCGGCCAAGCAUUCCGCCGAAGCCUCAUGAAUGCAAUUGAACAAGGCCCGAGUAAUGCCCUCCAAGGUACUCCAAUCGUCGCCGGGUUUCAUUUUUUUUAGUGAGAGAAAGAUUGGUGUGUGGGGAAAAGAUAAUUGAUGAGAGAUGGGAGAGAAAAGUGUGAAAAAAUAGAAUGAAAAGUGGGGUAUAUAUAGAUAAAAGAAAUUAAAAAAUUUUAAAAAACGAAAAACGCUUUGCAUCGUCCGCGGUAUUGCCCGCGUCGCCCGCACUGGGGUGGACGAUACAGCGGACG
Molecule: messenger RNA, 1445 nt
Organism: Salvia splendens (bonfire salvia)
Lineage: Eukaryota; Viridiplantae; Streptophyta; Magnoliopsida; Lamiales; Lamiaceae
Product: light-inducible protein CPRF2
Exons: 6
Coding region: 32-427 (131 amino acids)
Biological process (GO): regulation of DNA-templated transcription
Cellular component (GO): nucleus
Molecular function (GO): sequence-specific DNA binding; DNA-binding transcription factor activity
Source: RefSeq, a predicted model, not a curated record